Messenger RNA from Polychytrium aggregatum, 1859 nucleotides. RefSeq lists its product as uncharacterized. NCBI's taxonomy places the organism in Eukaryota, Fungi, Chytridiomycota, Chytridiomycetes, Polychytriales. Gene Ontology annotation, molecular function: hydrolase activity, acting on carbon-nitrogen (but not peptide) bonds. The record is from RefSeq and is a predicted model, not a curated record. The transcript has 5 exons. Gene Ontology annotation, biological process: carbohydrate metabolic process. Bases 154 to 1596 code for a protein of 480 amino acids.
GCUGCUGGACGACCCGAUUCCCCGCUCCUUGCGGCUUUCUGUGUCUCGACCCGCCCGUCGCUCUCUGCCUUCUGGCUUGCAUCCAUCCCGUCCAUCCCGUCCAUCUCGCCCCUGUGAAUCCCGUCCAUCUCGCCCCUGUGAAUCCAGUCCGCCAUGGUCAAGACGAUGCUGUCUGCGGCCCUGAUGCUCCUCGCCCCGUCCCUGGUUCUGGCCCAGGAAGGCUCGCUGACCAGUGCCGGCAUCAAUCCCAACUACAAGUGCGACUCUUCGACGUGCACUCUGCCCAAGUGCUACUGUGCCUCGAACAAGCCGCCCAACGGCCUCUCGCCUCAGUCGAUCCCGCAGUUUAUGACCCUCACGUUCGACGAUGCCGUCAACUCGGUGGUUGAGCCUGUCAUUCAGAGCCUCGUCGGCAACAAGACCAAUCCCAACGGAUGCCCCCUCGCCGCCACAUUUUUCGUCUCAACCCAGUACACCGACUACUGGCGAGUCCAGACCCUCUACGGAAACGGCCACGAGAUCGCUGUGCAUACCAUGAACCACGUUGCCCGCCCGUCCGCCAUCGAGAUCCAGGGUGCCCAGACGGCCUUGAACCAGUACGCCGGCGUGCCCAAGAAGGAGCUGGUUGGGUUCCGACAUCCGUUCCUGGACUACAACCAGCAGUCGUUCCAGAACCUCGCCUCGCUCGGGACCUUCAAAUACGAGUCGUCGAUGCCCAUGGAUCCCAAGGGCGCUAUUUGGCCGUAUACCCUUGAUUUCGGUCCAGCCAUCUCCUGUGCCACGGGCGACUGUACCGGCAACUUCAACUUUCCCGGGCUGUGGUCGAUUCCGAUGGCCAACCUGGAGAACCCAGACGGCUCGCUCAAUGCCUCGAUGGACCCAAACGCCCCCAUCGGCAGCACUCUCUCCAAGGACCAGCUCGUGACACUGCUCAAGCACAACUUCCAGCUCCACUACACCGGCAACCGCACACCGAUGGGCUUGUUUAUCCACGCCUCGACGGCAUUGCCUUCGAUCGAGCCUGUGCGUCUGACGGCCUACAACGAGUUCAUCCAGUGGACCCUUGACAACUACCCAGACGUCUACUGGGUCUCGAACCAACAGCUCCUGGCGUGGAUGCAGAAUGCCACCAGCACCGCCGACUCGCUGCGUAACCCAGCAUUGAGCUGCAAGAUCGCCGCCCGGGACGCAUCCAACAUUGAAAUCUGCGACGGCGUGGAUAACAAGGGCGAUGGCCAAAUCGACUCUGGCCUCGUCGAGUCAUGCCAGUACCCGACCCAGAACGCCUACUUUAGCACCUGCUUCGGGUGCCCGUCCAAGGCACCCAACAUCUCCGAUAUCAGCCCGUCCCGCACCUCCACCCGGGGAUUCGUCCCCGAUGCCGGAUGUCCAAACGGUGGCACGUGGAACCCGCUUACCAGCCAGUGCGUCAGCCUGAAGCGCCCGAGCCCAGUCAUCAAGGUUGCUCUGCAGACUGCAACUGGAACGACCACCCCGGGAAAGAGCGGCGCUGCCGGCCGUCUCGCGAGUGGAGUCACUGUCGGAUACAUGUCCGCAGUGGUGGCUGCUCUUGCCGUGGCUGCUCUGGCUUUCUAGAGGAAAGUGAAGCGAGAUGUCCGAGGCCACGAAAUAGACCCAACAGUGGCGAUAGAGUGCGGAGUCAAAAGCAGAUCCCGGAGCAAUGGCCAUCUCGAGUCGAUCGAACCAAUACAGCCCUUCGAAACAGACAUGUGUAGCGGAUAUGCUUGCGGAUUGCCUCCUGUGGCAUCUUCCGCAACGACGAGGAACCGGCAGGCACGUCGCAUGCCCAGCUUGCGUGCAGUGAUGGCAGGAAUAGGCUGAUUCGACCAUGAACAAAG